GAGAUUAGGCGAGAGAUGGCUCUUCUUGCUCAAUUGACAGCAAUGCUGCUGUUUCUAGCUUUACUAUUGCCUGCAGUUCUUGGUCAAUUGCACGACAAUGAGACUGUACAGUGUUAUUCAUCUGCUGCUAAUUGUACUAGUGAUACUAAUGGAACUGACACUCUAGCUAUUGACUGCUGUAAUGGAACUGAUGGAGGAUAUAUACGACACUCUUCACUAGCUGCACAGUGUGGUGCAUGCGUUGUUGUUGGUUUUGAUCAAUCACGUGUGCAUAUUGGUCCAAGUGAUGCUGGUAGAAGAUACUCAUUUACUGCUGAUGUACUCCUCAGUACUCCUGAUGCUCCUGAUGUUACUGAUCUGGAUUAUGUUAUUUCAAGAGAACCAGCUAUGCUAGUUGAUGUUUCUGACUACUUAAGUUCAGAUUUUACUGGACGAACCAAUGGUUUCCUACCAGAAAGGUUUAGCAUACGAUAUGUAUCACAAGGGAAUGCUGUUGCUCUCCAACCAACUCUUUCAUUUGAUUACUUGAUUGCUGUUGAAACUGGUCCACUUGAUCGACCAAUACCAUCAGGAGCUGUACUUGUAUACAGACGUCUUAGCAUUAUGAUUGAUGAUAUAGAUAUAAUUACUAUUGGUCUUGAAGAGCCAUCAAUGGUUUUAGAAGGUAGUGAUGCUACAGCUAACGUUGUACGUCAAGUAAUUACAUAUGAAGCUCCUUUUGAAGUCACUGUCUCAAAUGAGAGGUAUACUGGCACAUUGACUCCUGAUGAAGCUGCUGUGGGAGACUUCGAUCGCUUCAACUUUACUGAGCAGCGUAGUGUUGUAUUUCAACCAACAACAGCAAUUGAUCAACGUUUUGAACGUGUGACUUUUUCCAUGCCACGUGAUAAUAUUGUGGAGUUACAAGAAAUUUUUAGGUGGAGACUCAGUGUUAAUGAUUCCAGAGUUAGACUAGAUCCUUUGAAAACUACUCAAAUAGUAAGACUUGACAAUCAAGAUGUUUUCAGUAUUGGGUUUAGAGAACUACAAUUUACUCUUAGAGAAGGAGAAGCAGCCCCAUUAACUAUAAAGCAGAUAGGAAAUGAGACUGGUGGUUUAGCUGUUGGAGGAUUUCCAGAAGUUCGUCUACAGGCAGUUGAUUUGAGACAAGUAUCUGGAACUGCUAUAAAUGGUAGUGAUUUCUUCCUUGCUGAUACUGCUCCAAGAUUCACGUACAGAGCCAAUAAUACACUGAAUGAUACAUUCACUCCUAUCACAACUUUUGAUGAUGAUAUCAUUGAGGGAGAUGAAAAAUUAAGAGUCAUCAUAACACCUGGUGGUGAUAAUGUUGUUCAAGUACAGAGAGACUUUCAGACAGCUACCAUCACCAUUCUUGAUGAUGACUUUGGUGUGCUAUCAUUAGAGAGAGGAACAUAUGAUGUGAUUGAGAAUGAAGGAACUGUAGAAAUAUGUGUUGUACUUACUGGAGGAGUAUUAUCUGAAAAUACAACAAUAGACAUAAGACCUAGAGAUGGCACUGCACAAAUCAGGAGUGACUAUAGUACUCGUAGAAUUCUUCCAUUAUUAGUUGCAUUUACAAACAGGACAUGUGGUAGAUUUGAUAUUAUCAAUGAUACCACUAGGGAACAACUAUUUGAAAACUUCACAGUAUCAAUAAGCAAUACAUCUCCAGAAAAUAAUGGAUUAACAAUAGACCGGACUCCAUCAUUCAUCAGGAUACAAGAUGAUGAUCAGGCUGAAGUAAGGUUUGCUAUGGGUCAAGCUACAUUCUCUGAAGGAGGAGGAAAUCAAUCAAUCACUGUCAUACUAGGAGGAGCACAAUUGAGUCAAGAACAAACCAUAGAAGUUUACAUUGAUGAUGGAACUAGCAAUGGAAUAUCACUUGGUAAUGUCACAUUCGGUACUAAUGUUAUAACACAGAAUAGGAGCAUCAGUUUUCCAGUGGUUGAUAAUAACAUUGCACUGGAACCUGAUAAACAUUAUCUACUAAGAUUAAAGAAAAUUGAUAAUAUAGGUUUAGGUAAUCCAGGAACAAUGAAUAUAACUAUAGUGGAUGAUGAUGAUGUUUCUGUGAGUUUUGUGCAAUCAUCUUACAGUUAUAGUGAAAGUCAUGGAACUGUCAGUAAUAUUCAGGUGCAACUAAGCAAUCCAAUUGCUCAAGAUCUGUCUGUCAACAUUAGAGGAGGCCCUGGCAGUCAAUCAUCUUCUGUUGUUGUUUCAGGUGUUGAUGUGAAUAAAUCUAUAAGUUUUAUUGCAGGUGGCAGUAGAUCAGUGUCACUGAGUAAUUUUGAUCUAAAUGAUGAUGCAUUUGCAUUAGAAGCAGUUGAACAAUAUGAUCUAUCAUUAAUUAAUCAUGAUUAUACUGCUGAUGAAAGCAGAGUGAGUCUAGGAUCAGACACUACUCUAUCCAUUAAUGAUGAUGAUGUUGUUACUGUUAGCUUUUCAAGACGUGUAUAUAACUAUUCUGAGAGCCAUGGAUCUGUUAGUGAUGUUAUAGUACGGUUGUCUGCUCCUAUAAGUAAAGAUGUACCAGUUCAAGUAAUAGCAGAACCAAUGGAUUCACAAACUGUAGUUGAAUCAGGCAGCCGUAUAAAUCAAGCUCUGUUAUUCCGUCCUGGUGGUGCUAGCACUAUGAAUGUACCAUUUGGUAUUACUGAUGAUAAUGUUGGGCUUGAGACACUUGAAUCUUAUCCAAUUAUAUUUAAUACGAGUUUCAACACUGGCGUUAACUAUGGACUCAAUUCAAGGAUAACUAUAACUGAUGAUGACGAUGUUAAUGUAAUGUUUGUGCAAGGAUCCUAUUCAUACUCUGAAGGUGAUGGCAGUUCCUCUGACAUAAGUGUCAGAACUAACAGACCAUUUGCACAAGACAUUAUUAUUGGGGUAUCUGGAGGUCCCGGUAAUCAGCCUUCAACAGUUGAAUCAUCAGGUUUCAAUGUAUCACAGACUUUGACACUUACAGCCAAUACAGCCAUGGCACCAACCUCCCCAGUGGGUACAUUCACUAUCAGAGAUGAUAGUGUAGCAUUAGAGACAGAGGAACAGUAUUCGUUGGGUUUGAGUACCACUACUACGUAUGGAGGUAGAGUUACAGUAGGAGGAGAUGCAAUAGUCUCUAUUAAUGAUGAUGACAGUGUCAGUGUCUCAUUCCAAGGUUCAAGUUAUACCUACCCUGAAAAUCAUGGAACAGUGUCUGAUAUUAUACUGGUUGCAAAUACAACUGUAGCACAGAAUCUUGUUGUUACGGUCUCAGGAGGUCCUGGUAAUCAACCAAGCACUGUGGUACCCUCUGGUGCUAAUGUUAGCAGUGUUGUUACAUUCACUGCCAGAGGCAGUAGAUCAGAACGAUUAGCUCCUUUUACUAUCACUGAUGAUUCCUUUGCACUUGAAACUAAUGAGACAUACCAAUUAUCAGUCAGCCAAGCACAGCCUAAUCCAUCUGUGGGCAUUGGGCCUCCUACCACUAUCAAUAUUGUUGAUGAUGAAGUUUUGAGAGUUACUUUUGGACAAGGCUCAUACAAUGCUACUGAGGGAGAUGGCAAUAGAAUGUUGCAAGUUAUGAUUAGCAAUCCAAUUGUCCAAGACUUUACAGUCACAGUCAAUGGAAGCUCCGGUCCCCAGCCUUUUGUUGUUAACAAUGGUCCCAGCAUCACUCAAACUAUCACAUUUAAUUCUAGAGAUAGGACGACAGCAAUGGUUCCAUUUGAUGUUGGUGAUGAUGCAGUAGCACUUGAGAAUACUGAGUCAUACACAAUUGGAUUGAGCAAUCCUAGUCAGCCUGGUGUUAACAUUGCUUCGAGCACUGAGAUAAGGAUUGCUGAUAAUGAUGUUCCAAUGGUUGGAUUUGAGAGAGACACUUACAGUUUUCUUGAGAAUGCUGGAACUACAAUGGCAGUUACUGUAGUCCUCAGUAAUGAGGUCAUCAGGCCAUUUACUGUCAGGGUGGUUGGAGCUCCUGACCCCGUGACUCCUGGAAAUUCAGGAACACCAGUUAAUCAAGUUUUGGGUUUUGCUGCUAAUGAUAAUUCAAGUGCUAAUUUAAGGCAAAUAGUACCUGUUACUGUUAUAGAUGACUCAAUUUCUGGAGAAGCAGUACAAACUUAUCCCCUGAACUUUACUGAUGUACCACAAGAUAUCACUAUUGGAAGUUUCCGAUCAACUAACAUUGUGAUCAUUGAUGAUGACGAAUCCGUUGUGAGGAUAAUCGAUGGCGAUAAAACAGUUCUUGAGUCAGAUGGUAGUUCAGUCAUUACAGUAGUACUAACAGGAGCUAACUCUGACAUAGUAUCAGUAGAUAUCCUUAACAGCACUGGUGGUGUAGUUGGUACAGCAACUUUCCUUUCAUCGCAGGAUGUCACUGCACAGACUUUUAAUGUCACUGUCAAUUAUUUAGAUGACAAUGUAGCACUUGAACCAAAUGAGAUGUUCACUUAUACACUUGGAAAUCUUAGAGGAGAGGCAAGGGUUGGCAUGCCAAACACUUCAACUCACACUCUUGUUGAUGAUGACAGGCUUACUGUUCAGUUUGUUGAGCGAAUGUACACGUUUAAUGAACCUGAUGGAGCUGUCUCUAUUGCAGUGAAUAUAUCUAAUCCCAUUGCACAGGGCUUCACUAUUUCAACUGGAAGAAUUAUUGAGACGCAGCCAUUUGUAAUCCCAUCUGGUCCUAACUUUUCUGACUCUCUUGUCUUCACACCAACUGGGCCAAUGGCCAUUGAUGUGAAUGGGAUUGUAACUAAUGACAUGAUAGCACUGGAGGAUGUGGAGAUGUACCGCGUUCAAUUGAGUAAUCUUAAUAUAAGCUCUUCUUACAUAACUGUUGGUGCUCCUACUAAUGUUAGAGUCAUCAGUGAAGAUGUUGUAAAUGUCACCUUUGCUACUGGUAAUGAUUUCUUUGAAUUCGAUCAACCCAGAACUGAACAAAUUGCUGUGUCAAUAACAUCACCAAUUGCAAGACAACUGGAUGUUAACAUCAGUUCAGUCUACCAGCCGGAUCCAUUAGUUGAGCAGUCAGGAAUGAGUUUUACUACACAAGUAUCAUUUGUUAGAGGUGGUUCAGUCAUUGACACAUUUAAUUUCCCAAUUGGCACUGAUGAUGUUGCAUUUGAAGCAGUAGAGAGGGAGGUAUUGUCUUUCACUGGAUCAUCUCCUAGUGCUGGAGUCAAUUUUGGACCAAACACUGAAGCUACAAUUACUGAUCGAGACGUGGUGGGUAUCAUGUUUGUUGAUAGCUCCAUCACAGUAUUAGAGAACAGCUCAAUGGUUACUGUACAGUUGAUGAGGAGCAACCCAAUAAGACAAAAUGUGACUGUUAGAGUAUUAGGAGGACCAAACCGAAAUCAACUGUUUGUAGAUACUUCUGGUACUGAUGUCGACAGAUUCGUUACAUUCUCUCCCAAUGGGCCAGAUAAACAACCACUCACUUUCCAAGUCACUGAUGAUCAGACAGGACUAGAGGACUUAGAAACAUAUUUCUUGAACCUUACCUCAUCCAUCCCAACCACUAGAGUCAAUCUAGGCAGUUCUCUACGAGUUAAUAUCAUGGACAAUGAUAUUGUUGGUGUCAAUUUUAAUCAGACUUCAUAUGAUUUUGAUGAAGAUGAUGGAGCUGGGUCAGUACAAGUUGUGAUUGAUAGACCAAUUGCACGAGAUUUGACUGUACCAGUUAGAGGAGCCCCUGGAACACAGCCAAGCACUGUAUUCAUAUCAGGAACUAAUGUUAACAGUGAUGUCACUUUCUCAGCUGGAGGGGUACUACAAAUGACUGUCUCUUUCCCUAUCAAUGAUGAUAGCGUUGCUCUUGAAGACGUGGAGUCUUAUCCAUUAAGAUUUGGUUCUUCUACUCCAAGUGGUAGAGUUACAACUGGUGCACCAACCACUCUUAGGAUAAAUGAUGAUGAUCCAUUUUUCUUCGGCUUCAGAGAGAGUAAUAGGACCUAUCCUGAAAAUGGCGGCAGUGGUAGCUUUACCUUUGUAUCUGGCCCUGCAGCCAGACCCGUCACAUUUGAUUUUACUCAAACUGAUGGUUCUUUAAUGGGCAUUAAUGAAUCUCUAUUCACAAUGGUCUGUGGCACUGGGUCUACAUUAACUGUUCCCAGUUCACCAUCAGAGACGCCAGUUGUCUGUUUGGCUGAUAUAAGAGAUGAUUCCACAGCACUUGAGAAUGAUGAGAGAUCAAGCAUUAGAGCAGUGCCAAUAUCUGUUACUGGAGCAGAGCCUGUUAACGAACAGUUCACAGCCAUUGUUAUAGAUGAUGAUGUUCCUGGUAUCUUUGUUACACCACCUACUACCAGUGUUGUUGAAGGAGGCUCAGUUCGAGUGUGUGUUGAAUCAAACGUUACCUCAUUGAGACCAAUAGAUGUAACACUAUCUACUAUCAAUGGAACUGCUACUGGCCCACCAGAUUUUGUCGGUGGUUCCGCCCAACUCACAAUACCAGCUGGUUCUCGGGGUCCACAGUGUGCUAUGGUUAGGACACUCAAUGACACAGAAAGCGAAGGAAAUGAGACCUUUUCCAUCGGCGUUACUAACAUCAGCACUAGACCAUCUCCUAAUGCAACCAAUCCACAGACCCCAGUACCCAUUGGAGGAAGCAGCACAUCAACAGUCACCAUCAUCGAUACCACGCCCGAGUCACGUCGCUGUGAGCUUAGAUCAUCCACCCGCAGACUGACGACAUUCCGCGAUAGAGAGAGCUAUAUUUAUAAUGGAAGCUGCGAGCGAUCGCUCGUCGCCCAGAGAACAUCUUUCGGGGACUUUGCUGUUGUCGUCGAUAGCCUUGAUGGAUCCUUCAUGACAACACGUCUUGGAGUGAGACUUGGUCGCGAAGUAUUAGUAGUGAAUGCUUUCAACAGGACUAUCAUAAGACAAGAGAAUUUGAAUAGAGUGGCAUACUCUAGCAUGCCAAGUGAGCUACGUAUAUCAGUAGCAGACUUAGACGUUCAGAUUAACAUCAACGAUGAUGGAAUUGAUAUCAAUAUCGGAGAAGGCUCGGAUCUAGAUACUCAUACUGGCCUCUGUGGGAACAGGAAUGGAAUGUUGGUGUAUAGGAAUGGAACAGUUGUACCUGACCCUGACAGCAACAUUAACAGAUUAUUGGGUCAUUACACUACUCCUCCUAGUGAGACAUUUGUUCGUACUAUUGCAAGAAGACAGUGUGGUUUAUUGGGUGAAGACAGUGAAACAGGUGACCCAAUGUUCACAGUCCCACUCUACACACCUGAUUUGGCACAACCUCACACUUACUCACUCUGCUAUGAGAUCCAUGGAAGUGGUGACCAAUACUACAACUUUAUAUCCGACGGAUGCACAUCAGUCAACGGCCACUACUUUAGCACCGAUGAUCCUGAUGAUAACCAGAGAGACUUUCAUGGAGUUGAUAGGAUACGCAUUCGAGCAGUGAAUAAGAACCAGCAAUGUGUUGAUAUAUCAGUUAUACUAGGGUCAGAUAAACUCUGUACUACAUCAGUUGGUAGCAAUGUUAUAAGUAGUUAUGACUCCUCUGGUAUUACUGUUAGUGUUGAUCGUAAUACUACUAGGAUCUCUGUUCCUAAUUGUGCCGAUGCUGCAUUAGAGAUGACUGUACAUUGCAACGUGACCCCAUCAGGUAUCGGCUAUCAAGAGUUUAGGGUAAUACGUGGGUUGAAUCUCAAUGAAGAUUCGCAUGGAAUCAUUGGUCAGUUCUGGAAUGUUGAGACUCAAGUUACUAAAUACAAUGGUACUCUUCGUGAUGGCACUGUAUCGCCUAAUGCUUACCGUAUUGAUGUAAAACCAAGAAACAAGCCACAAAGGAGUUUUGUCGGAUUCCUGGAACCUGUCACCUGGGACUUUACACCUCAGCGCUGCUUGUAUGCUGGUAAUUCUCAAGGAGGAGCUAUUAAUGAAGUCAUAGAAGAUGAUUUGAACCAUUCGCUUUUGGAAGGCGACUACAGAGACUAUCAGAUGGAAUCUUCAUUUGAUACAGAAUUUCGUUAUGGACACUUUGAGAGUAAUCGCUGUUAAUGAACUCUCUCUUUCUCGCUUUUUUGAUUUUCUACAUUUAUAUAUUGUAUGUAGUGUAUUAGUUAGUUCAUUAGCUUCUCUCUCCCCCUGUGUUUAGAAUAGAUUUAGAUAUUUUUUUAUUAUUAUUAUUUUAUUAUUAUUGUUAUUAUUAUUUUUUGUAUGCUUCAUAUUAUGAUUUGAUAAAAAUUUCAACUGUAAAAAUAUUUAAAGACAACAUUCAAA
Molecule: messenger RNA, 8223 nt
Organism: Amphimedon queenslandica
Lineage: Eukaryota; Metazoa; Porifera; Demospongiae; Haplosclerida; Niphatidae
Exons: 41
Coding region: 16-8001 (2661 amino acids)
Biological process (GO): cell communication; metal ion transport
Cellular component (GO): membrane
Source: RefSeq, a predicted model, not a curated record